CAAAUUCUCAACUAAUGUUAAUCAGCACUGAAGUUUAUGAGCUGGUGUUUUACACAAACUGGAGGUGUGUUCCUGUAAUCCUCAACAAAUUCCAAGUUUCAGGGCCUGAUGCUAGCACUCCUUUGUUGUUAACAGGUAUGUGCUGUUUGUAUGUUCUUCCAUACCUUCGUUAUCUGUCCUGCAUUAAAGGCGUGGGCAUAGUUCUCUGUGCUCUGCUUCCAUUCUUGGCAUAAGGUGAAUGCCAUGGAAUUGAGAUAGAACAGUCACCCUGAGUUGUUUUUUGUUUUAUUUUGUUCAGAGACAUAGAGAUACUUUAUAAAUAUUUGGUAAUCCUCAAAAUCAUCCUAACAAAUGUAGAAAAUCUAUUCAUCAUUCUUUGGAAUUGGGCACCUCAUAAAGCAGAGUGCAGUUGUCACUUCAACACUGCACAGAGACUGCAGAGCGGUUUCAUAAAGGAUGUUGAAAAAUAACGUAAGUAUUUGAAACUGCUAGAAGGUUUAUUUUGGCACAACAAAACCAGUUGAUUUGGAAUAUGACCAGGACAUUUGGUUAACACCCUGCUUUAAACCAGAAAGAGUCUGAUUUUACAACUGAUUGAGGGAAACUCACCUAAGCAAGGAACUAUUUGCCUGGGUUGACUGGUUUCCUUUUCUACCAUUGUAAAUCUGGACUCCUUUACAGCUCAUGUCCUCUGGUGGCAAGACCAGCUCUCAUCUUAAAACCCUCUGUGUGGGUCAGGCAGGCAGCUUGAUCCAUAAAUCCAUCUCCCUCCCUAACAGGUAAUCAUCUUUGAAAACAAAUUACCAGCAGACGCCAAUAAGUGCAUCAAGAAAGCAGACACAGAAAUUUAGUGCUGUGAAGCAUCCUACCUGUUCAAGCAGCAUUUGGACUCAAACAGUGGUUAUGAGCUAGAAGGUGAACAUAUUAGUAAUUACAUUCGUGCGUCAAGAGGGUUGUAGAUCACAUGUAUGCAUUUCCUGGAAGGCUGAACUCUCUUCAGAACAGCUACAAAUGCUUAAACAUGAAGAGCAAAACGUAUCAAAAGCAACAGUACUGCUACGGAUACUGAAAGGCCUUGGUGAAAAGCCCUUUUAAAUAAGAGCUUGAAAAGUUCAGAGUGGAAUUUCAUCUUUAAUUUGGAAAGGCAUUAGGCUCUCUCUGUUAGUAUCACCCUUGCCUUGCUGUUGUUUAACACUGACCUGGGGUUUUUGCAGCAUGCUGGUGUUUUUGCGUGCUCAAGUAGUUGGGCAACAUUCUGCUCCAUUCCGUAUUCAUAAAUCCCAUUACAGAUGCAGACAGUGAUGUGUGGAGACCCACCAAUAGUUUUCAGAUUGUGCCUUGUGAGCAACACGGUUUCUUCCUGAUAUUUCACAGAAUGAACAUUUUGAGAAGAAAACAGUGGAGUUUGGGACACUGUAAAGGAGAUAUCUGCAACUUUGUGUAGGUCUGUCUCUUACAGAAUAAUCUACAAGAUUAAGUGCUUGUGAACAGCUUAAUUACAGAGUUGAUGAUAUAGAGUUUCCCUUUCUGUGGGAGCUCUUCUGACCCAUACACCUGUGUCCUCAUUACCUGAACAAAAUGUCCAGAGGGAAAAAUAGUUGUCAAAGUUGAAAUGAAGUAAUCUGUGGGACAGGCUUCCUCACUGUUUUUUCACAGCAACAGAAAAGAUGAAACAGAAGAUGUGGAGAAAUCUUGUUCCCAGGUAUCUGGUAUCUUCCAUUACUUGCUUCCUUUGUCUCACACCCAUUGGAUUUCCUGGAGGCAUGGAAUGGAACCUAAACAGAAAUAAUGACACUAAGGCUAUUGAAGGAUGGCUGUUCAGCCAGCAGCAGCCCAAACUGCAGGUCUGCAACAUCCCAAGCCUGGAGGUGAGAAUAUGACUGCCGCAGAAAUGAAGAGAAAACAGGGGAAUGAUGAGCUGCCAUGUCUUAAUAUUUAUGCUCUGUGGAAAGAGUGCCUUUAUAAAAAGGUACAGCAGAGGUGUCUGAGUCUGCAGGACACAAAAGUGAAGAUGGUUCGUGAGCAAAAGGUAAAAGAAGAAAAGGUAAAUAAGAGAGAACCCUGUGACUUGCUGUCCAGAGAGUGGUUCAAUAAUGAGAAGGUGUCACUAGACACUCGUAUCUAUCUGCUUGAAAAACUCCUACCUACAUUAAUCCCAGGAAUUGAAAAACUGUUAAUGGAAGUGGAAAGAAAGAACGUGCUUGCAGCGGAAGAGCCAACCCAGUUCAAUCCCUUUAUCUUCCUUGGUGAAUAUCUGAUGAGACAUAACCCCCGGUAUGGCAUUCCUGCAAAACCAGGCCCAUACCUGAGAGGAUUGAAGGUGGUCACAGAGGAGCUAAAAUCUGAGAUGGCUGGUACAGCAUCGGAGAGGCUGGCCAGGAUGAAGGCUGAGGCAAAGGUCAAACGUAAGGAGAGGGAGGAAUUAGAAAAUAUGAAGUCUCAGGUGAAACUGAUGAGAAAGGAGGCACUGGCAAUUCAGUUCGAAGAGUGGACAGUGGACGUCAGUGGCAGAAUACCAAUUGCACUGGUUCAGAGUGCCCUGAGGACUUUUGCAGAUGUCAUUGCUUCUACAGCCACAGAUGUGAGAAAAAUCUGUGACAGGAAGCUGGAAAUCGUAGACACUUUGGAGAAAAAAGUAAACAUAGAUGAAUUCACAGAGUAUGUCCAUUCCUACACUGAACAUUUUCCAGAUGCCGUGUUCCAAGAAAUGCUGAAGCAUCUCUGUCGGUGUGCUGAUGACUUCAGAGAAGCAGUAAGACAUGAUAUGUGGAGGCAAAUGUUUACUUUUCUCUUCAUAGAUUGUGAUUACGCAAAGGUUGGUCUUUUGAACAGACCAAAAAUACUUGCUCUGUUGACAGACUUCUACAAAAGAAGCCCAGUGAGUGCUCAGGGGGGAUUCUGUAACCCAAGACAGUGGCCAAUAAUAGAGCUGCAAGAGAUUAAGCCUGCACAUUUAUGGGGAGGCUUUGAUGACCAGGAGGUUUGUGAGGAACUCAGUGAAAAGUUAGUCUUGUCUCAAACUGAGAGAGAGAUUUUAGCUGGACCUGUAGCUGACGAUAGACAAGGCAGCAAUGUAGUGGAAACUAGUGUCACAGAAGGUCUUUCUGAACAAAAGGGCAUGAGUGAAGCUGAGACUGGAGGAAUUCCUAAGGGAGAAAACCAAGCAGCAGAAUCAAAUGAUGCUGAAGUGAGAGAGGAAGGUGAGGAUGCUGUGUCAGAGCUGGAAAGCAUUGGUUUGGAAGUUAGAGACUUGGAUGGAGAUACCGUAGUUAGUGGGAAAUCCAGUUUCCAUGAAGACAUACAAACUGAGGAGCAAACUGAGUCUGUAAGUGCAUUCAGUCAGGAGGAAGUUCUCCCUGAAUCAGCUUCCACUGAAUACAGUCUCAGUAGAGAUGGAGAACCUGGAUCUGAAAAUCAGGUGGAGGAAGAGGAAUUUAGCCUGGAAAGACAGCCUGAUACAGAAAAAAAUGGGGAAGUAGAUUAUCCUGUCUCAGACAGAGAGCCUGGCUCAGAAGGGCAAGUCGGUCAGGAAGAGGAGAACUGGACUGCAGAGACAACCAACACAACUUCAGAGCCAACACCUGAAGCUACAGCCAUGACCUCAGAAGACAGAGCUCUGGCAGACACAGAUGUCAUUGAUUCAAAAGAGGAUGCUCCAGUUGCAGAGGUUGUGAAAGAAACCCCUGCAAGAAAAGAGAGUGUUUCUGAGCAGCAUGGCAGCCAGAUUGGCCAACAGGCAAGGCUGCAGGAUGGGAACCUUCUCCAAGACCAGGGUGAAGGUCCAGCACCCACAGACAGACAGGAUUCUCUAGCUGAAGAUAGCCAGGAGGUUAAAGUGCCAUGGUCAGGUGACUUUCUGACUCGUGACCUAAGUUCCAGGUUUAGCAGCUGUGGAGAGAGAAUUCCAGAGGACUGGAAGUGUGAGGACACUAGAUUUGCAGACUUACAUCCCAUCAUGGCAGAGAUUCAGAACCAUUGGGCUUCUCGUACUAGGAGUGCCUUUGAUGAAAGCAGCCUCAACCUGCCACAGUUUGUACAGCUCAUGGAGACAUUUGUUGGUGAAGAGGUUUCUCUGCCUGCUGUGAAGAGGCUUAUUGCCUUCAUCAAAAGAGAAUACAAACAGACAGAAGAAGAAAAAAGGAAACAACUAGAAAAAGUUCACCACAGCUCUCGCCUGGCCCAGCGGAACCUGCUUUUGGAGGCACUGUUUGAAAAGUGGGACAACACUGCAUCUGGGUUUCUGGACCUGGAGGAGGUGGAGGCUGUUCUGAGCACCUUCAAGGAAGGGACGGAAAAAGAGACCUUGAGGAAGGCAAAGAAACACCUUUGCUCCCGUUACCCACAGCUCAGCAGAGUGGGGAAGCUAUCCCCAAAGGCAUUCCAGACUUUCCUUGAGUUACUUGCUUCCGAGCUCAGUGGCAAUGAGGAUGAAGCUAUUGAUAACUUGGUGGAAUUUCUGAACACAAGUGUGGAACAAAGUCACACGGAGUUCUUGCAAAGCUCAGCCAGGAGGAAGUGGCUGCACAAUAUCCAGCAGGCAGCAGAGACCAGCGGAGGAAGCAUAGAGCCGGUUUACAAAGCAGUGUUUAAGGCUCUCUCCCAGGAUGCAGAAGCCCAUGGGGAUAACAAGAAGAUCAGUGCGUAUAUUGCCCUUUUGGAAGAGAACCAGCUCACACCAGAGGAGGACCAGAUUCUCCUACACUAUGUGGCGUGUACCGCUGAUGAUGCUCCAUAUGUUCUAAACCAAACUCUUCAGAGAGACAUGAAAGGAGUAAGCUUUGCAGCUGUUGAAGAAGGAAAGCCAAUCCAUGUUCCAAGAGUUCAGCUGCAUGCAAAUAUCCACUUCUGGAACCAUGACCGCCCAGUGGAGGAGAGAAAAGGUUCUUUCCUGGUACUGCCAUUGCACGACGCUCACUGGAGAGUCUUUGGCAUUCUAGGACUUGACACGCUUCGGGACCAGUGUGAGACAGCCAUCUUUCUGACCCAUGAGAUCAGUUUCUAUCAGGGAGUUUCUUAUGCAUUCAGCAAAGCCUACCACCACAUCUGCACACUGGAAAAUGUUCUACAAAUGACUGGUACUGCUCUGGACUGGCUGUAUACCAGGGCACCCAGCAUCCACACUGUUACUAUGUACCUGGUGGAGCCCAGCAAAGACAAGGCACAGAACUACACUUUGCGCAAGAUGAUUUCUAUAGAUAACACAGGACAAAAGGAAAUUCAUAGCUCUCCUGUUCUCCUCAGAAAAGAAAAUCUCGUAAGAGAUUACCUGUAUAAGUGCAUAGACAGUUCAGGAGUCAUUCACACUUCUGUCUACAGAGAAUACCACAUUGCAGUACCUCUCCGUGAUCUAUCGGGACAGGCUCUUGGCCUGUUUGACAUCAACAUUGGACACAACCAGAAAUUACCACAUCAUGAACACAAAGACCUGCAGAAAAUGCUAAAGAUAUCACAAGCUGCCUUCUCUGAGAUACUGAAGACGGCUUUAGAGGAAACAGAACCAACCUAUGUACUGGAGCCAGAACACGAAGCAAAUUUGAGGCAUGCAGGGAUUCUGUUCCACUGGUGCAUGCUGCAGGACCUGCGCAAGUGUGUCUGGAAACUCAGUGCGGAGAGCUUUGGUGACAUAAAGAGCUAUGUAGAACCACCAGCUCUGGUCCAUAGCAUAGUUAAGGCUGUGCUCUUGCUUUUCCAUCCAGACUGGAAGGGCUCAGAGGAGACUGAGAACUGGAGUCAGUGUAAACUGAAACUUGAUGACAGUUUGAUUCAGGAGAUUUAUUGCUUUGAUCCGACUGCUGCAUCUGUGCAAAUUCAAGCAGAGCUGCUGCUGGACUGCAUCGCUGGUGUAUCUCGAGCAGCAGUGUGGGAGCAAGGCUCAGCUCCCAUAGAGUACCUGUAUCACUGGGUACACACCUGCCUGGUGCUGGCAGGGAGCCCAAGGAGUUUAUACAGCAAAAAGAAAACAUUUUUAGCCCCUUCUGGCAUCGAGUUCCAAUGCACCACCAAGUAAACCUCUUUAAUUCCUCACCUCACCUUAGUCAUUCUGGUAUUUGACAUCCUUUAUUAAACUAAAUGUUAAGGUUCUUACAUUGUUUGUUACCCAUAGCCACCAAGUCUUUGUUGUUAAGAUGGUGGGAAGUCUGUUAGUUAUUAGAAAAAGCUAUAAACACGUUGAAGGAAACAGUUUUGCUAGUAUAGCUACUUACUUUAAAACCUAGAUUAAAGAGUUUUUGUUGAA
Messenger RNA from Pezoporus flaviventris, 6235 nucleotides. It is a transcript of the gene EFCAB5, whose product is annotated as EF-hand calcium binding domain 5. Lineage: Eukaryota; Metazoa; Chordata; Aves; Psittaciformes; Psittacidae. Bases 1811 to 6007 code for a protein of 1398 amino acids. The record is from RefSeq and is a predicted model, not a curated record. The transcript has 21 exons. Gene Ontology annotation, molecular function: calcium ion binding.